AGAGUAGGAGCUUCGCUCACGGAACGGAGCCCGGUUAGUCUGUCCUGCCGCGCUAGUCGUGUCAAUUCGAGACAUUCCCUCGCCCUCUGUCCGGCAAACUAGGAUACCUCGUAAACCGGAUUUCAUUCCUUCCUCAAAACAGAGUCUUUAGUUUCCAUUCGAACCAGCAGCAAGAACUGCUCGAAGAAACAUCUUUACCGCCACACUCCGUUCAUCUCGCUACACGGCUCAGGAAUACAAAGUUUUAUCACUUUUAACCGCCUCUUCGAGACUGAACGCAUAUUAUUUGUUUUUAUUUUUAAAGAAACAUCUGGAGUUUUUCGGCUUCUUAACGACUUUGGCUUGGAUAUAGGCUACAUGCGCGCGUCUUCCCUUUGCGCCGUUUCCUCAGUGGUUCCCUUGAAUGUUGCUGGUGUGGAAUACAUGAAGACUAUAUUUAACGCCGCAGAAGGAAAGAAAGACGGCUCAAAUAACAACUUUACGGAAGACUGAGGAGUUUAUUCAUUACUGUUUCCUUAUCAAGUACGUAUGAUAUUACCAUGUGUGUGGGGCGAGAGUCUUCGCCGCCCCUUUUAGACCAGAAUUAGUCAGUGUGGUCCCGGAGUAAAGGCUAAAUCAGUGUCUUCUCGAUCUCGCGCACACUCCUCACCAUUCUUUUCCUUUCCCCCAGCGGUUAUUUAUUUCCAUGGAAUAACUGAUUCGGAAAACGACUGAACGACAAGGAGUUUUUUUCCCACCGCCUGUAAUUGACAGGCGGUUUAGGGUUGGCUCUUCUCCGGAGAAUGCUCAAUGAUCGAUGGGGAAUCAUGAACAGCUCACCGGAACUCGAAGACGGACAGCGGGGCAAAAACCAGACGUUCUGUAAGUGUGUGCCCAUCUCCUCUCAGCUCAAACAUCGCUGGUCAGACUCAGACACAGUCAGACAAACAGCGCCCAAGAGGAUGAGUUGUAGUUAUCUGCUGUGUACCAUCCUGCUCUUCGUGGCCGUUCUGCUCGCAGUCACAGUGACAGGAACCAUUCUUCUUAUGAACCACUACCAGGCUCCCCCCAUGUCGGACGGCCCGCCCCAUAUUAGCACCAAUCAGGACGAAGCCAAUGCACUGGUGACAGUCGAGAGGGGUGAUGGAUCACGCAUCAAUAUCUUCAUCGACCCCAACUGUCCUGAUUAUAACAGUAACUUCCUGCGGCUGGAAGGCGUGCAGACAUCUUUGCUGCACUCGCUCACUGACCACGAUACGGAUCUCAAGUCUGUCAAAGGUCAGGAUCGAGCGCUAUUGGUCAACUUGGCAGAGGAAGUUGCUAAGCUGUCUGCUCAUGCGGGUCAGCUGAAGAUGGACUAUGAAUCUCUCAGAAGAGGACAAAGCAACCUGGGACAGGACCUGAAUACACUGCAGACCGAACAAAGCAGACUUAUACAGCUGCUAUCCGAGAGCCAGAUUAACAUGGUGAAGGUUGUCAACUCUGUGAGUGAUGCGCUGAACGCCAUGCAGAAGGAAACAGGAGGCUUGAAGGCCAGGGUGAAGGCUGACCUGCAGAGGGCGCCAGUCAGAGGAGUGCGCCUUAAAGGCUGUGCUAAUGGCUCUCGUCCGCGGGACUGCAGUGAUAUAUAUGCUAGUGGUCAGAGGGAAGAUGGCAUCUACUCUGUUUUUCCCACUCAUUACCCUGCCGGCUUUCAGGUCUACUGUGAUAUGAGCACAGAUGGAGGUGGCUGGACGGUGAUUCAGCGGAGGGAAGAUGGGUCUGUGAACUUCUUCAGGGAGUGGGACUCGUAUAGGGAAGGAUUUGGCAAAAUCACUGGAGAAUACUGGCUUGGCCCCUUUGACCUGCUGGCAUGA
Molecule: messenger RNA, 1835 nt
Organism: Danio aesculapii
Lineage: Eukaryota; Metazoa; Chordata; Actinopteri; Cypriniformes; Danionidae
Product: fibrinogen C domain-containing protein 1-like
Exons: 7
Coding region: 783-1835 (350 amino acids)
Source: RefSeq, a predicted model, not a curated record